AUUUUUUCAAUUAACUGUCCCACUAAUUUAAUUGCUCCAGUUUGUUAAUACUUUUAAUUUUGAUUCUUAUUGAUAAAUUUAAUUAGUUUUCUAUUCUUCUAACUGUCUUGGUUGAUGGAUUCAAAUCUGUAAUCUAUUACAUCAAAAUCCACCGUUUACAGAUUUGAUCGUUGAUUAAAAUGCAUUCGAAUGUUAAAUUGAUUGUCUACCAUUGUCUUGGAAUCGUGCUUUCUACUGUGGCUUUAUUCAUUUUGAGUCCUAUGGAUAAAACGGCUUCUCCCGUUGAACGAACCUCAUUAGUUGCUUGUUUCCUGUUAAUCUUUGAACCAAUUAAGGUUCUUGCUGUUGGAUUUAUUGGUUAUAAAGGAAGAGAACGAGAUAAAUCACCAUUGGCAGUUCUAUGGGAUAAGAGUUAUGUAUCCAAGAACCUGAGUCAUCUUGCCCUUAGCCUUUUGUGCUUAACAAUAACCGUUACUUUUGUGAUUCUAUCAUUAGGAGGACCAUUGGUCAAUGACUUGGAUCAGACCUUUUUCUUGGCUUUAUCCAUCACAUUCAUCUCUGUCUUACCAAUAUUGGUAACUGAAUCUUCAUCAUCUUCAUUAUCUUUAUCAUCAUUUUUAGUGAGAGUCAUCAAUUUCCUCUUCUCUUCAUCAACUAAAUUAAGUCAAUGGGACUCUAGUUUUGCCAUGAAUCUUAAACUGAUCUCGUUAUUUUCCUGGUUUGGAGCUUUUCUCCUUAAAUUAGAUUGGAUUGUACCUUGGAAAAUUUAUCCAAUUACAUCUUUAAUGGCCUCUCUUUAUGGUUACCUGGUCGCAAGUCUUGUUAAUAUUGUUCUCAUCUCAGUUAGAUUCUAAUCAAUAUCAUCUUAGAGUUGAUAGUUAAACUAUAUUUUAUCUUAAUUUGAUGCAACAAUUAUGAUUAUAAAUUAUCAACCAAAAUGAUAGACAAAAAUGUGUAGGCCAAACCAAAAUUGAUCAAUCAUAUUUUGGUAGUUUUUACACAUUCAUUCAUCGAAAUGUAGUAACUAUUAAUCCAAUAUUCUCAUUGUCCCUCUUGAUUGACAAUCAUAACAAUCAACAACUAACACACUGUAAAUGAUGAUAACAGCAGCAGCAAUUAACGAACUCAAAGGAAAACAAAAAUCAAACAAACCAACUGACCAACUCUAAAAGUAAUCACGGAAAAGGAAGCAAUAAAUCAGCUAAGGAAAAAAGUGGA
Molecule: messenger RNA, 1218 nt
Organism: Panonychus citri (citrus red mite)
Lineage: Eukaryota; Metazoa; Arthropoda; Arachnida; Trombidiformes; Tetranychidae
Gene: PIG-F
Exons: 4
Coding region: 180-854 (224 amino acids)
Biological process (GO): GPI anchor biosynthetic process
Cellular component (GO): endoplasmic reticulum membrane
Source: RefSeq, a predicted model, not a curated record